This is a messenger RNA of Colletotrichum navitas, 2799 nucleotides long. RefSeq names its product P-loop containing nucleoside triphosphate hydrolase protein. The coding region runs from base 371 to 2434 and encodes 687 amino acids. The transcript has 4 exons. Gene Ontology annotation, cellular component: cytoplasm; microtubule; membrane. NCBI's taxonomy places the organism in Eukaryota, Fungi, Ascomycota, Sordariomycetes, Glomerellales, Glomerellaceae. Gene Ontology annotation, molecular function: GTPase activity; microtubule binding; GTP binding. The record is from RefSeq and is a predicted model, not a curated record.
AUCUCGUGAAUAGCCCCCCCUCUGUGAAUUAAUCAGAGCGACUAGGGAUUCUCUGAGUGGCCAAGCCUGUCGCGUUCUGUAUACAUCCCACCCAUCAGACUGCCCUUAUCACCGCGGCUAUUGUGACGGGUGUUGGAACUCCUGCAUUUCAGCUGUCUCAGGCUAAGGUGACUUCUCAGGCUGCGCAGCUCGUUCCAACAACCAACAGAACAUUCAAAUUCGCCAAUGAGAAGAUGUGUCCUCCGCUGUGAAGUGUAAAUUUACAGCUCUGGGCUUUAAAGAGCAACGAACAUAAAUUCCCGGCCACGCUCAUGCAUUCUUCAUAGAUUUUUCAUACAAUAGCACCACGUUCUUACACUCGAAAAUCAGCAUGGCGAAAAUCACUAUUGACUCUGCAGCUCUUGACCAGCUGAAUAGUGCUGAGACCAGGACUCUCUUUGACGCCGCCGACAAACUGUCUUCCCUGGGCGUAGGCAGAAUCGUGAACCUGCCCCAGAUUAUCGUCGUUGGAGACCAGUCAUCCGGAAAGUCGUCUGUGCUAGAAGCCAUCUCCCAUGUCCGCUUCCCAGUCCAGGGGGGGCUCUGCACCCGCUUCCUAACCGAGCUAGUCCUCCGCCCGAGCAGCCGUCGUUGUGUGACGGCAACCGUUCAUUUCGCGCACAAAUCCAAGCCGGACGUUUCGUUGCAGGUUCCGGACUUCAGCCACGACGACAUCGGCAAGAUCAUCAAUGAGGCAAGAGAGGCAAUGGAUAUACCCGAGACAGGCCGCGGUUUCUCCAAGAGCGUCUUGCGCUUGGAGAUCGAAAGCCCCGACGUGUACCCCCUUACCCUAGUCGACCUCCCGGGAAUUUUCCACACCGAAACAGCAAAUCAAUCCACUGGGGGGAUGAAGCUUGUCAGGAAUCUUGUAGAAAACUACAUGAAGAAACCCAACAGCAUCAUUCUUACCGUCAUCUCCGCCAACAACCAGCUAGCUAACCAAGUUGUAAUGCGAGAGGCCGAGAAGCACGGCCCCACCAAGACGCGGACUCUUGGUAUCGUAACCAAGCCAGACCUUCUUCCCCCUGGCUCUUCAGAUGAGAAAGAGUACCUGCAGGUUGUUCAAGGACGGGACAGCGCCAACAACCUGAGGCUCGGUUGGCAUGUACUGCGCAACCGGGCGGACUAUGAGAAGAACACGGGCCCUCGCGAUACGGUCGAAGAAGAGUUCUUCAAAUCGAGCGCCUGGGCCUCGAUCCCCGCAGCAAACCGCGGGGUCGCUGCUCUGCGGACGAAGCUGAGUCACAUUCUCCACGAUCAUAUCAAGGGAAGCCUACCAGCAGUCCUGGAAGAAAUCAAGGCCAAUCUGUCCGAGCGGGAGGGGGAGCUGGAGAAGUUGGGGACACCGAGAUGUACAACCGAAGACAUGAGAGCUUACCUCAUCGACAUCGCCGGCAACUUCCAGAGAUUGGUCCACGACGGCAUCCGGGGACAUUACAACGACCCUUUCUUUGGCGGCUUCAACGGAACGGAGCGGAAACUUCGUUCCAGGCUCCGAAACUUCAACCGGGCCAUCAGACAUGUCUUGCUCGACUAUGGGGCGGCCCAGAAGGUCGUCGACAGUCAUGACGGGUUGGCUAAAAACUACGAGGCACCUGAAUAUCUCUCAGACCUUCUGGCAAAGUAUAACAGGGACAUCAAGCACCCUAACGAAAUCACCUGGAGAAAGCUGUCCAAGCAGCUAGAGGGCCAGGCGGCCGCGAAUCAGGGUACAGAGUUCCCGGGAUACGCCAACAUGGAAAUCGUGGUCCAGCUUUUCCAGAAUCAGUCAAAGCCCUGGCAGGGGCUUGCCAGUGUGCAUCUUAUCAAGGUGACGGACGUUGUCAAGGAUUUUGUGGACGAAGCCUUCGAGCACAUCAUCGGACCGUCCAGAUCAACCAGUACCACACGCGCCAUCCUGUCCACGUCCGUGGAUCAGUUCUUUGACGAGAAGGAACAGGUGCUCUCGGCCAAGCUGGAUGAGAUUCUGAGGCCGUUCAAAGAGGGUUACGCGUUGCCUCUCGACGCCGACUUCCAUGAAGCCAUGCAAAAGAUUAUCGAUGAGUGCGACGAGAGUAGUGAUAGUGACUCAUCCGACGGCAACAAGGAGUUUGGGAUUGGGCGCAUCGUAUACACGAUGCAAGCCUUCUACAAUAUGGCACUGCGGACGUUUACGGACAACCUCAUCAACCUCGUCAUAGAGAGCUGUCUGAUCCAGGAUCUGCCCGCUAUCUUCUCACCGAAACUCGUGAAUAGAAUGGACGACGAAAAGCUGAUGGAGCUCGCUGCCGAGUCCGAGGAGGUCCAAAACUACCGGUCCCAGCUCCGAGAGGAAAUCAAGCUCCUCAAGCAGGGCCUUCAGCAGUGCCGUCGAUACAAGCCGAAGGAGACAGCGGUUCUCUUUCCGCGCGAGUAACACCGCCGCCGUCUCGGCAUCGCACUCCGACAUCUGCAGGGUCCAAGACUCCCGGUUCGUCUGAUCUUUCAGACUCGAUUGACGGUAGAUCCGAAGCCUCCACAAAGAGCUCCACGUCGAAGCCAGCCAGCAAGCGCGCCAACAACACUGCUGUUGCUGAAUCCCCCUCUUUACCGUCCAGAGAGCUACAAAAAACGUCAGCCGCGAAGGGAUCGAGUCCAGGAGCCCAAACCGCCAAGCCGGCUGCUCCGAAAGCCCCGUCCGGUAUCAGACUGUUUGGAAGUACGGCACCGCCGUCAAAAGGCCUAUUCGCUACUUCGACACCUAACUUUUCAGACAAAACACUUUUCGGUGAACCUGGCUCG